AUGGCCGAUCUCUAUCGGAUUGAACAGGGGGAGAAUGAACAUCCAAAAUCAUACUUACAGCAUUUCAUUGACCUCGUACAUCAAAUCCACGACGUCGAUCCACUCACCGCAGCAAAUCUCUUCGUCAAAAGCUUGAAGGUGGGGUCACUCUUGCAUGAGAAUCUCACUAUGACACCACCAUACGACAUGGCAGACGUGCAGACCCGAGCCGAGGGCGUCUUCAGGGUAUUAGAAUUUCGAGAGCGCGCACAGAAGAAGACUGCACUCAUCUCUGCUCCCCCAACAAAUAAUCCACCACCACCUGCCAGGGAUGACAAGAGGAAACGGAACCAAACAGAUCAUACGAAGGAAGGAAAAAGGCCAAGACAGGAUCGACAGCCAUCACGAUACCCAUCCUUCGAAUACACCGUCCCGCAAGAAGUCAUUUAUGAAGAAAAUAAAGAUAGACCUAUCUGGCGAGAGCCCUACAAAAUUACCACUCCAUCUGACAGAAGGGAUAAAAGCAGGUACUGUCUCUUCCACAAAGAUCACGGUCAUACGAUCGCUGAAUGCCACAAUUUGAACAAUCAGAUCCAACCUCUCAUGAGGAGUGGGCGGCUUACCCAAUACAUCAAGGAGACAGGCAAACCAGGCGCCUCGCAGCAGAACCCAGCUUCUGCCCCCGCUCCGCAGGCGUCAGACCCCGUGCACACAGCCUCUGACAGCACCCUGGAGCCUCUUAAGCAAGUCCCUAUGAUCCACGGGAUCGUGGAGCCCACUGAUAAUCAAGAGCAUGCAACUAAAAUCCAUAAAAGGAUGGAAGAACGAGUGAAGCGAUACAAAUCAUUAGGCCACAUGGUCAAUCUCGUCACUUCAGAAGACAGAAGCUACCCAGCCUCUGCUAUCACCUUCACUGGUGAUGACCUGAAGGGCGUCCACCUGCCUCAUGAUGAUCCACUCGUCAUUUCCCUACAAGUUGACCACUGCCAGCUGGGCAGAGUUCUGAUCGACAGGGGCAGUGGGGUCGACAUCCUCUUCUGGGAAGCCUUCCAGAAGAUGGGGCUGGAGGAGAAUCAGAUCUGA
Messenger RNA from Humulus lupulus (European hop), 1062 nucleotides. RefSeq lists its product as uncharacterized. The coding region runs from base 1 to 1062 and encodes 353 amino acids. The transcript has a single exon. The record is from RefSeq and is a predicted model, not a curated record. NCBI's taxonomy places the organism in Eukaryota, Viridiplantae, Streptophyta, Magnoliopsida, Rosales, Cannabaceae.